ACACACACCGAGGUUUUGGUGCAAGUAGGAUGACAUUUCACAAAAGCAUUCACAGACACAUAUAAACACAAAUGCACCUUUACAUCUACCCACCUGUCACCGCUGGCUGAAGGACUGGACCAAGGUGCAGCAUGGAAAUGAUGUUUUGAAAGAUACUGAAGGCCUUAUAAAUACCCUGUGGACAAAAGGUUCACUUCAGUCUACAUUAUGAACAGACAACAAAUGGAUAUCACUUUGCAAACUUUUUGUUGCAGUGACUAGUAGCAGCUAAUAAUGGAGACUGGAGAAAAUAAGGAAAUGGAGACAGAGACUGAGGACGCACUGGAUCCGUCGUCUGAGUGUACAUAUGAAGGAGAAGAACAUCAACUAUUUCUACAGUUGGAGCCUGAGGCCCUUGACAUCACAGACAUUGAGAGUCAACACAGCGACCAACGGGAUGACAAGACAACCAAGACUGAUGAAGAAAAGACAGAAAUCACAACAAUUUCUUCUAAUUUCCCACAAAGCAGUAAGAUAGACAUUGAAAAUGAAAGUGAUGAUUUGGUGGAUCCUUGUGAUGAAAGUUUAAUACCCACUUGCACAAUUCCUUCGGCUCAUCAAGAUCAAGAUACCAUGGUUCACCUGGAUCACUUUGCUGACCCCCACAUUUUAAUCAACAUGGAUAAUGUUGGCACAGUGAGCAGAAAAUCUUUGGAGCCUGAGGCCCUUGACAUCACAGACAGUGAGAGUCAACACAGCGACCAACAGGAUGACAAGACAACCAAGACUGAUGAAGAAAAGACAGAAAUCACAACAUCUUCUAAUUUUGCACAAAGCAGUAAGAAAUUUACAAUUGCAUUGAUUGGUGGCACUGAUUCUAUGGAGAUUGAAUCUGGAAAUCUCCUUCUUGGUCAAGAUGAUCUACCAGCAGCAGAACUCUCACAGAUAGCACCCAGGAUGUAUGAUUUGUUCGGUCGUUGUGUCUCUGUCAUCAACAUGCUGGGCUUGCAGAGUUCUGAACUUACCCAGGAGAAUCACAUAGGUCCACUUGUGCAUAAGCAGGGUAUCAAUGCUGUCCUCUUACUUCUACCAUUGGGUCAGCAUAUUGAUGAAUUCAAAAUGGGAGUGGGGUGGCUGGAAAGAAUGCUUGGAGAGAGAGCCCUUGCCUUUACAAUAAUCGUCUUUACCCACAAGAAUGACCAAGACUUUGGGUUGGGUGAUCUAAAGGACAACAAUGAUCUGAUGGAUCUCAUAGAAAUGUGUGGAAAUAGGUAUCUCACCUGCAAAAAGACUAUGAAUGACCCAGCCGAGAUUUCAACAUUACUUGAACAGAUAGACCUCAUGGUGUCUGAAAAUGAUCCAUGCUGCUACACAGGAGAAAUGUAUGAUGAAGAGAUCAGGAAACAGCUACUGAAAACAGAUUGGGGUGACCGAUCACAAAGCGAGGAGAAAACUGCAUCAGUUCCAGAUAACUUGCCUGAAGAUGGUGUUUUAAACAAAGAAAAGGUAAAUUUGAAAUAA
Messenger RNA from Oncorhynchus kisutch (coho salmon), 1500 nucleotides. RefSeq names its product GTPase IMAP family member 4. Gene Ontology annotation, molecular function: GTP binding. The record is from RefSeq and is a predicted model, not a curated record. Lineage: Eukaryota; Metazoa; Chordata; Actinopteri; Salmoniformes; Salmonidae. The coding region runs from base 274 to 1500 and encodes 408 amino acids. The transcript has 7 exons.